CUUUGAACGUUGCAUAGGACACUUUUUUCUUUGGCUAGCUGCUGUUGGUUGAGACUCUGGACCUGAUCAUCGAGGCAUUCUGACAACACUCAUUGGGUUCAGAUCUGUUUCGAGUCAUGUUUCUUUUUUUUUUUUGUAACAUUCUUCUCCAUCCCUAAACACAUACAAGGGGCGUCAUUCUAGACCUGAGACUGUCAUACAGUGUGGACUGUCAUACAAUGUGGACUGUCAUACAGUGUCGACUGUCAUAAUGUCAUAGUGUGGACUGUCAAAGUGUGGACUCUCAUACAUUUUGGACUGUCAUACAGUGUCGACUGUCAUAGUGUGGACUGUCAUAUAAUCUCGACUGUCAUAAUGUCAUAGUGUGGACUGUCAUAGUGUGGACUCUCAAACAGUGUGGACUGUCAUACAGUGUGGACUGUCAUACAGUGUUUAUUAGACCAUGGAUGAGUAAGUAAUUUUAUUAUUUGAUCACUGUCCAUUGUCCAACGCCCAUUGAUUCCAUUUUGUAGAAACACUUUUGUCAAAAACAUGUUGAACAUUUUAAAAAGUAUUUAUGUAUAUUAGCGAAACAAAAUACAAUAAACCUUUCGUUAUAAUUCUAAUAGUACGAUGCAAGUGAUUACAGUUUUUUACGGGACUUAUGCUACCAAAGGGGUGUUGCUGGUGUUGUUAAUGUUGUUGAUGUUGUUGAUGUUGUUUUUGUUGUUGUUUUCUUAAUCAUCAUCACGUGAUGAGAAACUUUCUAUGCAUAAAAUUAAAGACAAAAAUAUCAAUGGGGUACAGGCAGAGGUGUAACUAGAGUUAGAGAAACCUGGGGGCGGGCCGAGAAUUUAGCCGCCACCCUUGACUGAUUUACGUCGCAACCUCCAUACAAAAAUAAAAAAUGUCGCUCGGAGUGGACCACCACAUCCGGCCGCCUUGGAACGCCCCUGGGUACAGACUAUAACGUGUUAGAUGCAGUGCCCCGAGUGCGUGAAAUAAUAGGUCUUAGGUCUAUGUGGAAUAUGUGGGUUUCAUGUGGUUAUCAUGUGGGUAUCACAACUAUACAUGUCCUCAGAAGUCUUAAGGUCUAUGUGGCGUAUCACUAAAGCAGCUUUACAGGUUUAUUAGUAAACCAGGCACAGAAACAUUGCGAAUCCCCUCUACAUGCAUUGGAGGCAGAAUGAUCAACAAAUUGAUCGUGGGCCUUUGAUAUAUAGAAGAGGAAGAAGUCUGUAGACCCCCAGGGAAACAAAUGACGGGCGGGUGUUCGUACUGUUAUAAAAGUUUUUGGUUUAAGGGUGGGGAUGGUUGGGAAGGGUCCAUGAAUGCUCAGAUGGGGGAAUUCCUGGGUGACUGGGGCUUGAGGCUGCCAACUGUCCAUACAUUUACGGACAGUCCGAACAAAUUCGACCUGGGAUGAUGUCCGAAAUACAGAUUGGACGUCGUAAAAAAUAAUCUUUUGAAUGGGAUAUCUCAUGUCAUUUUUUGUUGUAGCUUACUUUACACUUGAAGUCAAAGACAAAUAGACGAACAGACAAGUAGACAAAUAGACGAAUAGACAAGUAGAUGAACAGACAAAUAGACGAACAGACAAACAUUCCUACAAAAGCAUUCUAACGGAUAUUUGAUAGUCACAGAAGCGUUGUUGUAUGAAUGUACAAUCGUUUUUUUUCGCUUCACAGGCUUAACAAAUUUAUAAUGAAAUAUUGUCCGGAAGAAAAAAAAUUGGUUUGAAUGUGUGUCUAUACAUUUAAAUUUUAUUGAGUUGUCAACCCUGGGGGUAUUGGGAGAAAAAUUAUCUUGACCCCCCCCCCCCUCUCUCGAGUAUAGACGCUCAUGUGCACGGGUAAUUUUUUUUGUUUUCUGUUUUGAAAAAUGGUGUUUUAAAAAAAAUUGGUUUUAAUGUGUGUCUUUACAUUUAAAUUUUAUUGAGUUGGCAACCCUGGGGGUAUUGGGGAAAAAAUUAUCUUUACCCCCCCCCCCCCUCUCUCGAGUAUAGACGCUCAUGUGCACGGGUAAUUUUUUUUGUUUUCUGUUUUGAAAAAUGGUGUUUUUUAAUACUGCAACAAAUGCGCCUUAUUUUGGUGUGCAUGUAUUUGUUGACCAGAUAUGUAAGUAUCAUCUUGUGCAUUGCGUCCUCAUUGUCAAGCCAGGUAGGUUUCACGGAAUUCAAAACUAAAAAACAUGGGUUUAUUUUUAAAUCCUUUAUCUUAACUUCGCUUUUGUUCGUGAGUUUGUGGAAAAAAAAGUCCGAAGGCUAAAUGACCCACUUCCCGUCAUCCUACCGUGCUGAAACUUGGCACAUAGACCAGUGCUGAAACUUGGCACAUAGACCAGUACUGAAACUUGGCACAUAGACCAGUGCUGAAACUUGGCACAUAGACCAGUGCUGAAACUUGGCACAUAGACCAGUGCUGAAACUUGGCACAUAGACCAGUGCUGAAACUUGACACAUAGACCAGUGCUGAAACUUGACACAAAGACCAGUGCUGAAACUUGACACAUAGACCAGUGCUGAAACUUGACACAUAGACCAGUGCUGAAACUUGACACAAAGACCAGUGCUGAAACUUGACACAAAGACCAGUGCUGAAACUUGGCACAUAGACCAGUGCUGAAACUUGGCACAUAGACCACACGUUCUAUCAAAGUUUACCAAUUUACACGUACGCUUUUGUUUUGAAUAAAUGAGAACUCGCGUACAAUGACAUAAAUGCAAACAUAAAUGAACAUAAAUGAUUUAUACGACUGACUUAAUUUUUAAGGGAUGUUCUCAUCAAGCCUAGGCCGGUUUUAAUUAGCUUAAUUUUUAAGUUGAACAAAUACGUACAUCGACAUAUUUCCUCGUUCAGCCACACUCUGUUGUCCCCCUUGAAGACACAAUCUGUUUUCCCCUAAAGACACAAUUUGUUGUUCCCCUCAAAGACACAAUAUGUUCUCCUCCCUUAAAGACACACUCUGUUUCCCUCCUUAAAGACACAGUCUGUUGUCCCCUCUUAUAGACACACUCUGUUGUACCCCCUUAAGACACACUCUGUUGUCCCCCUUGAAGACACACUCUGUCUCCCCCUAAAGAAACAAUUUAUUGUCCCCCUUAAAAACACAGUUUGUUUUCCCCUUAAAGACACAUUAUGUUGUCCCCCUUAAAGACACAAUCUCUUUCCCCCCUUAAAGACACACUCUGUUGUCCACCUUGAAGACACACUCUGUUAUCCCCCUUAAAGACACACUUUUUUGUCCCCUUUAGAGACACACUCUGUUGCCCCUUGAAAGACACACUCUGUUGUCCCCCCAUAAGACACACUCUGUUGCCCCUUUUAAGACAAAGUCUGUUGUCCCCCUUGAAGACACACUAUGUUGUCCCCCUUCCAAGACACACUCCGCACCGUCAUUAAGACCACGCCCUAGAUACCGCCGCCUAUGGAAGCUUCUCAAACCAAAACCUUUACUUUCGAUGGGUUCCAACGGUUUCAGUUAGGAAUACGAAAUGGAUUUUUUAAAUAGUAAUGACGUUACUAACUUUUUAAAACGACGUGAAUAUUUGAGGAUUGCGAAAUUGAAAAUAAUACUAUUUAGAAGUAGGUUCAUAUAGAAGAAGUUUCAUAUAGAAGUAGGUUCAUAUAGAAGUAGGUUCAUAUAGAAGUAGGUUCAUAUAGAAGUAGGUUCAUAUAGAAGUAGGUUCAUAUAGAAGUAGGUUCAUAUAGAACUAGGUUCAUAUAGAAGUAGGUUCAUAUAGAACUAGGUUCAUAUAGAAGUAGGUUCAUAUAGAAGUAGGUUCAUAUAGAAGUAGGUUCAUAUAGAAGUAUGUUCAUAUAGAAGUAGGUUCAUAUAGAAGUAGGUUCAUAUAGAAGUAGGUUCAUUAUAGAAGUAGGUUCAUAUAGAAGUAGGUUCAUAUAGAAGUAGGUUCAUAUAGAAGUAGGUUCAUAUAGAAGUAGGUUCAUAUAGAAGUAGGUUCAUAUAGAAGUAGGUUCAUGCAGAAUUAGCUUCAUGUAGAAAUAGGUUCAUAUACACAUAGGUUCAUAUAGAAGUAGUUUUAUAUAAAAGUGGGUUCAUAUAGAAGUAGUUUCAUAUAGAAGUAUGUUCAUAUAGAAGUAGGUUCAUAUAGAAGUAGGUUCAUACAGAAAUAGGUUCACAUAAAAGUAGGCACAAUAUAGAAGUAUGCUCCAUAUGGAAGUAUGUUCAUAAAGAAGUAGGUUCAAUAUAGAAGUAUGAUCCAUAUAGAAGUAGGUUCAUAAAGAAGUAGGUUUAAUACAGAAGUAGGCUCCAUAUAGAAGUAGGUUCAUAAAGAAGUAGGUUCAUUAUAGAAGUAGGCUCCAUAUAGAAGUAUGUUCAUAAAGAAGUAGGUUCAUAAAGAAGAAGGUUUAAUAUAGAAGUAGGCUCCAUAUAGAAGUUGGUUCAUUUAGAAAUAUUUUCACAUAGAUGUAGGUUCAAUAUAGAAGUAGGCUUCAUACAGAAGUAGGUUUCAUAUAGAAUUAGGUUCAUAUAGAAGAAGGUUCAUAUAGAAGUAGGUUCAUAUAGAAGUAGGUUCAUAUAGAAGAAGGUUCUUAAAAAAAAUAGCUUCAUUAAGAAGUAGGUUCAAUAUAGAAAUAGGUUCAUAAAGAAGUAGGUUCAUACAAAGUAGGUUCAGAUAAAGUAGGUUCCGUAUAUUUUGCUUUAAUUUUUCUCACCAACGGUAGCUCAAAACUAAAAAUCCUCAGAGGCGUAGCUAGGGUAGGUGCUUCCCGGCUGAUCAGGGUGUAAAACAAUACCAGCAUCGAUGAAUAAUUUUAGUGGCCACAAUGGAAGUUAUCUCUCUUUGCCGACUUGUCGGUACUUUUGUUUAAAUUAAUUACUACCUAUUCGAUUGAUUUUUUUAAAUAUUAAUUAUCCCAUAUUCGAUUUCCCCUCCCACCUCCCCCCCCCCCCAAAAAAAAAGUCUUGGCAUAGGUCACGUGAUCUCCGCCUUCUCGGCCGUCGCCUUCGACAUCGGCGUCAACGACGACGACAUUGUGGACAGGCUCAACUACUGGGUCAUGUACGGCACGCUCCUGUUCUUCGGGAUCAGCGCGGCGGCCAAGCAGCACGUGGGGGAGCCCAUCUUCUGCUGGCUCCCCAGGGAGUACAACGAGAAGCAGCACAGGCGGUACGUGAACCACUACUGCUGGGUGCACAAGAUGUACUACGUACCGGACGACACGCCCAUACCUGUGCUGGAACGAGACAGGUGAGUGGCCCGGGGUGGGGGGGUGGGUUUAAUAACACGGGCGGGGGUGAAGAUGAACAUUCCAGAACACAUAGAAAAAUAAAUAGAAAAGGAGGGGGGGGGGGGGGUGAAAGUUUUUUUGAUAAAAGAUUGAUAUUUAUAAAAAUCCGAGAUGCAAUUUUGACUCAAAAACUCUAAGACGGAGCCUUAUAAAAAAAAAAACGAUCCGUGUUGAUAGAAAGACAUAGUAGUCGCCUGUCACUGGAGAGAGGAGAAAUAGGUCUGCUUAAGACAAUUCGAAGUUUUAGGUGCUUGGAGUCUAGUCGAGUCAUCAGGUUUCGACUCUAUACUCUACAAGAAGGGCAAGAGGGAAAUGAUACAUGGUUUCAUUUGGAGCCGUUCGAACGGAGAAACAUUUGAUUUAAGAUUUAGCUAUCUGGAAUUUGGUUCGACUUAAGACCUAGUGAACUGGAAUUUGGUUUAAGCUCGAGAACAAGAGAAAUAACUUUUGGAAAAGAGUUUCAUUUUCAUAAAGUGGAGUUAAGUCCCGUUUUAAGAUGUCUUGGCACCUGAAAUGUGGCAGUGAAAUGAGUUCAAAUUGAGAGGUGUAGUGUUUUGUGGGGUGGGGAGGGGGGAGAUAUCAACUCUUACGACACUUUGGAGUGUAGGCCAAAUAAAAAGAUUGAUAGAUCGUUUCAUUGGAAUAAUGAACUAAUCUCAUCACAUGCAUGGUCGCCGCCCAUGAAACUAUCGCCAGGUAGCACGGUAAUCAGAGGCGUGAGCCAGGAACGGAAUUUCGGUUACAUAUCAGAAUAUAUAGGAUUUUUCUUUGAUGGAUGUAGUUCUCCAAGAUGUAUUCAAAUCCUCAGGUAUUUCCACGAUAUCGGCUUUUACCGAUGGUCCACCAUUUUCUUCAUCUAUAUGGCCUUCACCUUCCGCGUGCCGAAAUUCGCUUGGAGGGAGUUGAAGAACUUCUCUGGUAUAAACGUUAGCAGCAUUAUUAGUAAGUAGGUCAUGUUAUAGUUGGUACGACAUUGGUAAGUAGGUCAUGCUAUAGUUGGUACGACAUUGGUAAGUAGGUCAUGUUGUUUUUUGUACGACAUAAGUAAGUAGGCCAUGUUGUUGGUAAUAGUUACCGUACAUGUCCCAGUAUGUUGUCUGUAUGUCACAGCAUGUUGUCUGUAUGGCACAGUAUGUUGUCUGUAUGUCACAGUAGGCUGUCUGUAUGUCACAGCAUGCUGCUUACAUGUCACAGUAUGCUGUCUGUAUGUCACAGCAUGUUGCUUACAUGUCACAGUAUGCUGUCUGUAUGUCACAGUAUGUUGCUUGCAUUUCACAGCAUGUUCUCUUUAUGUCACAGCAUGUUGUCUAUUUGUCACAGUAUGUUGCUUGUAUGUCCAGGUAUGACUCUUGAGACCGCCAACAUGGAACAGGACAAAAGAGACCAACAACUAGGUCAUGUGGCAGUCUUUCUGGACAGAUGGAUCACUACAUAUUUCAACAGCCCCAAAAGGUAUGAACCUUAUCGUCUUGUCUCUUUAGCACAUCCUUUAAAUAGGCAGAUCUUGGAUGUGUCCAAAAUUGUUCAUCAACUAUAUACCCACCGCGCCUUUUCACCAUCAUGCGAAUAUACAUUUCUAAAAAAUAAUCUUGUAUUAAUGUAUAAGUUUAACUAAAACCCUCGCUCACCAGACCCAAUGGAUCUGCUAGACAUACAAGGGAAUUAAUCAGGAUAGUGCUGAACGAGCAUGAAGUACAUUGAAUAAAACAUGGGACAUUAUCCUGGAAUAAUUAAUGAAACUAAUCAACAUAGGUUUACAAAAAAAAAAACCAAAAAAAAAAAACAACAACAAAACAACUAAAAUAUGUUUGAAAAAAUCAAAUAAUUAUUACUAGAAUAUACAUACAAGGGAAUUAAUCAGGAUAGUGCUGAAAGAGCAUAAAGUACAUUGAAUAAAAAAUGGGACAUUAUCCUGGAAUAAUUAAUGAAACUAAUCAACAAAGGUUUAAAAAAAAAAAAACCAAAAAAAAAAAACAACAACAAAACAACUAAAAUAUGUUUGAAAAAAUCAAAUAAUUAUUACUAGAAUAUUCCAAAAAUAUUUUCUUUUAAUAUCAUAUAUGAAUAUUUAAAGUCUAAAGUAAGAUUUCAUUUUCUGAUUUAUCAUUUCCUUUUUUUGUUUUGUAUUUCAGAAACGGAAGGUUCUCAAACUUUCGCAGAGUUCUCGAAAGCAUCUUCGUCUGCUACGGCAAGCGUUCCGGUCGCUACCUGGUCAUCAUCUACCUCUUCAUCAAGUUCCUCUACCUCCUCAACAUCGUCGUGCAGUUCUUCUGCAUCUCUGCCUUCCUCAACCUGAACUACUGGACGUUCGGCUACGACAUCCUCAGAACGUUCACGGAAACGGGCGAGUGGGUGGACGAGGUCAACUUCCCGAGGAUGUCACUGUGCGACUUCAAGAUCCACCACCUCGCCAACGUCAACACGUUCACGGUCCAGUGUGUGCUGUCCGUGAACAUCUUCUUGGAGAAGAUGUUCCUCGUGCUGUGGUUCUGCCUGGUGUUCAUGCUGGCCGCCAACACGUUCAGCCUCGUCAAGUGGAGCUUCCAGCUGCUGAGCGAGAGGCGGAUCACCGAGUUCAUGACCAAGUACACGGGGAUGAUAUUCCCGGACACGUCCGAGAACAACGUCUCGGAGAAGGAUCUCAAGCACCUGGUCAGGAGGUACCUCAAGGCGGACGGGGUGUUCGUGGUCAAGAUGGUCGAGUCCAACACCACAGACAUGCUGACCUUGGAUCUGAUACGUCAGAUCUGGUUGUACUACUCCAAGAAUCGAACCGUCGAGCCGGGCGUGGCAGACCGGAACUCGCUUAACGAGAAUGGUGGCGUCGGGUACAAGUUUGAGACUGAUAUUUAACGCUGUUGGAAAGACAAUGCUUUUCAGGGACUCUCAAAGUUUACAUAAUAAAAUAUCAUUUUUUAACCCAGCCUAUAAAUAUGAUGAGUUUUAAAUAAAUGGACCCUAAUAAAGGGUCAAUGUACUUUAAGAAAGUGCCUCAUGUUAUGUCAGUUAAUCCAGAAUCAUUGAAGUGGCGUUGGACAAGGAUUACUGAAAAUAUGACUCAUGGGUCUCACAUAAUUUCGCUGAAGCCCUUAAAGAAUCACCUCUGAGACUUGCCGAGUAUUGACCACUUCCUGCUGCGCAUGACUCACAGCGUGCAAAAGAGCCUUCCUAAGCAAAGCAGGACGAAUGGAAAUACGACAGGAAACGGAGCACAGUUAACAACUCAAGUGGUCGCCAUUGUUGUAGCCGGAAGUAGAAUUAUUCUAAACCAAGAUUUUAGGAAGUGAAAGAAGAUAUAAUAUAGUGUUACUGUGAAAAUUAAGGUCUAUAAUCAUAAUGGACCAACAUAUUUUAGAGAUACAUAAACUAGAAGAAAUAAGGAAAACAAAUUUACAGGGAAAUUGAGAAUGAUUAGAACGAGAGUAUUUGAUGAAUUCCAUUUGAUAACACUGUGCCGAAAAGCUGAGUCAAUUGAUUGAAAUUUGCUUGUAAACAUUGUGUUGAACAUUGUGUUGAAGAUUGGGUUGAACAUUGUGUUGAACAUUGGGUUGAAUAUUGGGUUUGAUAUUGGGUUGAAUAUUGGGUUGAAUAUUGUGUUGAACCUUGAUGUAUGCAAAGAUAAAAUCAUCCUGUAUUUUACUUUAAAUUUUGCACAACAAACUUGUAAAAUGUGAGACUUUGAUUAAACUACCCCUAAAAAU
Molecule: messenger RNA, 8929 nt
Organism: Lymnaea stagnalis (great pond snail)
Lineage: Eukaryota; Metazoa; Mollusca; Gastropoda; Lymnaeidae
Source: the annotation of a GenBank genome assembly